This is a messenger RNA of Parascedosporium putredinis, 1299 nucleotides long. The record is from the annotation of a GenBank genome assembly. NCBI's taxonomy places the organism in Eukaryota, Fungi, Ascomycota, Sordariomycetes, Microascales, Microascaceae.
AUGAAGCGACUCGAGACCAUUAUACAAUGUUACGACAUACAAGUGACCGCGGGUGCCGACGAAGUAUCGGCCAUAUCGUCAUGGAUAUCGGAAAGUGUUGAGUUUGAAAGGCGCCUGAAUGAAUUGACAACGGCCAAGGUCAAGGAAGCCGAUGCCAAGGUCAAGGAAGCCGGGGCCAAGGCAGACUACUAUUGGAAUGAGUGGGUGAGGGUAGGAACGGCGGCGAAUGCUGCGGAAACCAAAAUUCAAGAAGCCUCCCAGGCGAUUGAGGAAAUGGAGAUCAUAGAACUGGACAAGAUGGAUGCGCACUACACGUCUCAAUACAACGAAAUGGAAGGUCGCCACAAUCGAGAACUGGCGGCCCGGACGCGGCACUUUUCCGACGAGAUCAAGAAGCUGGAGACGCUCAUGGCAACCACGGGAAGCAACUACGCCGCCAUGCCCGACCCCGACCUGCAAAGAUACAGCCGCGCCGUGGACACAGACCUCGACCCGACGGGAUAUUUGACGCGCGCAGGACAGGGGGACAAGACGUGGACCAAUUUUCUCAAAAGUCUAUGCUGGCGGAUCCUAAUCGAGGGUUUCUUCUACUAUCCGCUCGGCUUCGGGGCUCUGGGGGUGAAUGGGCAGGACGCAUUCGCCGCAGUCUACCCGCUGCUUGCCGAGACCAAGGCGGGAGAAACGAAUGAGCUUCGCGCCCACAUCUUCGAGCGCAUCCUGCGGCAGGUCAAGGGAACUCUGAGGGGUAAUCCCGAAGGCCUCUUUUCGGGGCUCUUUCGAUCCAACGCCAGCAAAGUGACGGAGACGCUGAUUGACGCGCUGCAGCGAGCCUCGGGCGGCCUCCUCGACAAGGAGGCGAGCACCGAAAUUGCGGAUGUGGUGGAGAAGUUGGGCAUCCUCGCGCUGGAGAUGGGGUCGCAGCGCGCCCAGGUGUACCUGGAGUCCUGCGAGAAUGGUUCGGAGCAAGUCGUGCCGGGGCCAAAGUUUGACUGCGCCGGCACCGACGUGUUAGGCGCGCGGGUGGUGGAUAUCAUGACCCAACCCUGCCUGGCCAGGGCGGGCGACGGCCGGGAUAACUCAAAGGUCCGCAAGGUCAUUGUCAGGGAAGCUUCGUCCCACUGCGUUGAGGAAGCCUGGGCGGUGAAACCACACUACUAUACGUUCGUGUUCGACGUGGUGACAAUCAGCAGGGAUGUUGAUGUUGGCAGAUCGCUAGGAUCCUACAUCCCAUCUUGGGUUAUAAUGCCCCAGGGCCCGAGGAAGGGAGGCUAUGAGUCUGUUCUAAACGAGGAAAUGUAA